GCUGGCAAGCGUUGGCUCCUUAGUCCUUAGGCCAAGCUUCUUCUGUACUCCUCCUCGUCUCUCUCUCGUCUCUCUCUCUCUCUCUCUCUCUCUCCCCGAGAGUGUGUGUGCCUUGGGUUUGGGGCAACGUAAUGUCAAUCUGAAACCUGGGUGUUAUAGCUGCUGAAGAAUAAGAAUCAAGAGCAAGAAAAGAAGGGAAAAAAAUGAGUGCUUCAAGGUUCAUAAAGUGUGUCACAGUUGGUGACGGUGCCGUUGGGAAGACUUGUAUGCUCAUCUCCUACACAAGCAACACUUUCCCUACGGAUUAUGUGCCGACUGUCUUUGACAAUUUCAGCGCAAAUGUAGUUGUGGAUGGGAGCACUAUAAAUUUAGGUCUGUGGGAUACUGCCGGCCAGGAGGAUUAUAAUAGGCUGAGGCCUUUGAGCUAUCGUGGGGCAGAUGCCUUCCUACUUGCAUUCUCUCUCAUAAGCAAGGCUAGUUAUGAAAAUGUUGCAAAGAAAUGGAUUCCUGAAUUGAGGCAUUAUGCACCUGGUGUUCCAAUUGUACUUGUUGGAACAAAACUUGAUCUUCGUGAUAAUAAGCAGUUCCUUAUAGAACACCCUGGUGCAGUACCCAUAACCACGGCCCAGGGGGAGGAACUGCGAAAGCUGAUUGGGGCUCCACUUUAUGUUGAAUGCAGUUCAAAAACACAGCAGAAUGUCAAAGCUGUUUUUGAUGCGGCCAUAAAGGUGGUUCUCCAGCCACCGAAGCAGAAGAAGAAAAAGAAGAGAAGUGGACAUAAGGCAUGCUCCAUAUUGUGAUUGAGAAAUUCGGUCAAAAAAUAUUGUGAUUGGGAAAUAAAUCGUUCCCUUGGAAGAUGUUAUCACUAAUCAGCCAUGCAUGCCUUCAGUCUCUCAAAGUCUCUGUGUCCCUAACAAUUCGAAACCUGGAGGAAGAAACAAUCUGCGCUGUAGUAUCAACUGAUAGAAGUAGGACCUUUUUUCGAAGCAUCAAGUUGCCUUUGUCAUUUUAUUGGCUGUGUGCUGAUUUGUAUAUUAAUGAUUCACACUGCUUGGUAUAUCGCACAGCUUUACUGUUUCAGGCUAGAUUUAGCUUAUGCAUUAACUCUAAAACUCAGCUGUUUCCUCGUGUAGACAUGCUAAUGUUAAUGUUUUGAUUCAGUA
This is a messenger RNA of Juglans microcarpa x Juglans regia, 1163 nucleotides long. RefSeq names its product rac-like GTP-binding protein RAC1. Gene Ontology annotation, molecular function: GTPase activity; GTP binding; protein kinase binding. Gene Ontology annotation, biological process: actin filament organization; regulation of cell shape; regulation of actin cytoskeleton organization. The transcript is spliced from 7 exons. The record is from RefSeq and is a predicted model, not a curated record. NCBI's taxonomy places the organism in Eukaryota, Viridiplantae, Streptophyta, Magnoliopsida, Fagales, Juglandaceae. Bases 204 to 800 code for a protein of 198 amino acids. Gene Ontology annotation, cellular component: cytoplasmic vesicle; plasma membrane; cell projection.